AUGUUUAUCAUUCGUAUCGCAUUUCCCUGCGCGCAUCGUCCGGAAAAAGUGGUCACAUUCGAAUGGCCAUUCAAAGGAGCCACGUCCGAUCUGUCAUGGGAAACAUUGAUCACCAAAUUGUGCGAGCAUACACGCAUGAAAAAGGGGAAAUUUUACGUAUCUUGGAACGACGGUACGGAAUAUUGUACAAUUAGCACUACCGAAAGCCUGCGUGAGGCGGUCAACCAAAUGCGGAUCAAUCGACCAGACUCAACUCCGUUGCUCUAUGUUUCACCGGUCGUUCCACCGGAAGAGAAAAAGCUCGGUGGAUUUUUUGGUGGUUGUGCUCCCGAGGAUCUACCACGUGAUUUUCGUGAAUACGUGGAUGCGGACACUAAUGAAGGCCGAGCGGACUAUAUGCAAUCGAACGAGUACGGUCCGCUCGAACUGGUCUGUAAUCAAUGCAAACUUGUCGACUGGCGAGGCGAUAAGUUUUCAUGUGUGGUUUGUCCCCGUGUGGUGCUCUGUGGUACGUGUUAUCAGUCCGGGUUCCACGCACAACAUCCGGUUCUGAUCACACGUGACUGUACCGGUUAUCCUAGUGCUAUCCUUCAGGCGGUUCGAGUUGUUGCAUCGAAUAUUGUGUCCGGUGCCUCAGAUGACGAGUCGGAUUUGUCCAACGAUGCGGAUUGUGAAUCCCGUCCAAGCUCCAAACGUACAUCGGUUUGCAAACCGAUUAUCGAUCCGAAACCGGAAGAUCCAAAGGUGGUUGCUGCAAUUCAAAAACUGCGAGCGAUGGGAUUCUCACAAGACUACAAUCGUUUAUCCCGUCUGGCCGUGGAAGAAAAUGGAGAUGUCAAUAGUAUGAUAGAAAAACUCAUGGAGUAA
Echinostoma caproni is the source of this 867-nucleotide messenger RNA. NCBI's taxonomy places the organism in Eukaryota, Metazoa, Platyhelminthes, Trematoda, Plagiorchiida, Echinostomatidae. The record is from the annotation of a GenBank genome assembly.